GAGAGAGAGAGACAAACUGGAUUAAACGCUGCCAGCAGCAGCAGCCGCAGCAUAAGCAGCAGGAGGAGGGCGACCAACAAACAACCUGCAACUCCUGCUGCUAGCAAAAAAGAAAACCCCACGUGAACGUGCCCUUACAUGCAUUUAUAUAAAUAAAAAGCCACGCGACCACCGUUGACGUCGUUGCAGAAACAAGCGGAGACCACAGCUGCUGUCCGUCAUGGCGGGCGAUAUGAUGUUACUGAUGCGAGGCCUGGCUAAGUUGAGCCAGGCGGUUGUGGAGAACCAGAGCAGCACCCUGCGCAGUGGGACAGGGCUCCCAGGUGUUGGUGCUGCAGUUCAAGGUGUCCAAGCAGCUGCUGAGCAAGGUCUUUCUGCCGCUAUGAUGAAAGUGCAGGAGCUGACAGGCCAGCAGCAGACCUCUUCAUCUGAAUUCGACUUCCCUCAGGAUGACAGCACGUUCACUGCUUCAGAGUUCAGGGAAGAAGGUGCAGACUUAUCAGCAGAUCACACAGGAGAUGGUGACAAUGCCGCCGCUCAUCACAGCGCAGCAGCAGGAGUUAACCACGCCGCUGGAAAACAGUCAUUGUUUGAGGGAUACAAAGAUCCCAGUAAACAGUUUAGUGGACACACCCGAUCUUACCACCAUGAUGCCAGACAUUUCUACAAUCACAAUCUGAACAGGCAUCUGUGGGGACAGACUUACUGUCAGCAUCAGGUCAGCCAGCUCAGGAGCUACCAUCAGGACCCGUCCACAGUCGGAGGGCUGACGGCCGAAGACAUCGAGAAGGCGAGGCAGGAGAAGAAGGCUGAGAUCAAGUCACACAAACAGAUGCUGAGUGAGAGAGCCAGAGAGAGGAAAGUGCCGGUGACUCGGCUGAGCAGAUUGGCCAACUUUGGAGGUCUAGCUGUCGGUUUGGGGAUUGGCGCGCUGGCGGAAGUUGCCAAGAAGACCAUCAGACACAACAAUGGUGAAACGAAGAAAGGCGUCCUGGACUCCAGCCCCUUCCUGUCCGAGGCUAAUGCUGAACGCAUCGUCAGAACCCUGUGUAAAGUCAGAGGAGCUGCACUGAAACUGGGACAGAUGCUCAGCAUUCAAGAUGAUGCAUUCAUCAACCCUCAACUCGCGAAGAUCUUUGAGCGCGUGAGACAGAGUGCCGACUUCAUGCCAAUCAAACAAAUGACAAAAGCGUUGAACAGUGACUUGGGUCCUAACUGGAGAGACAAGCUGGAAUCGUUCGAGGAGCGUCCGUUUGCAGCAGCGUCCAUCGGACAAGUUCACCUGGCGAGGAUGAAGGACGGCAGGGAGGUGGCCAUGAAAAUACAGUACCCCGGUGUGGCUCAGAGUAUCAACAGUGAUGUCAACAACUUGAUGACGGUGCUGAAUAUGAGCAAUGCCCUGCCUGAAGGUUUGUUUCCAGAGCACCUGAUAGAUGUAAUGAGGAGAGAGCUUGCACUAGAGUGCGAUUAUAUUCGAGAAGCCCAGUGUGCAAAGAAAUUCAGAGAGCUACUGAAGGACGAUCCGUUCUUCUACGUACCAGAGGUAAUCCAGGAGCUGUCCGGAAGCCACGUCCUGACCACCGAGCUCGUCUCUGGGUUUCCUCUCGACCAGGCUGAGAACCUCACUCAGGAACUGAAAAAUGAGAUCUGUGAGAACAUCUUGAUUUUGUGCCUCAGAGAGCUGUUUGAGUUCAGGUACAUGCAGACCGACCCAAACUGGUCCAACUUCUUCUAUGAUCCACAAACACACAGGGUGGCACUGUUGGACUUUGGAGCCACGAGAGGAUUUGAUCAGAGUUUCACAGACGUCUACAUCGAGAUCAUUCGCUCAGCUGCUGUGGGCGACAGAGAGGGAGUUCUGAAGAAGUCCAUCGAGAUGAAGUUCCUGACUGGAUAUGAGUCCAAGGCAAUGAUAAAUGCUCAUGUGGACGCUGUGAUGAUCCUCGGUGAGGCCUUCGCCUCCACAGACACCUUCGAAUUUGGCUCCCAGUCCACCACCGAGAGAAUCCACAACCUCAUCCCUGUGAUGCUCAGACACCGGCUCACCCCGCCUCCCGAGGAGACGUACUCACUCCACCGUAAGAUGGGCGGCUCGUUCCUUAUCUGCUCCCGGCUGGACGCCAGGCUGCAGUGUAAGGACAUGUUCCAAACAGCGUAUCAGAAGUAUUGGGAAGGCCGCACACCGCCCUCUUCCUCAGUCUAAGCUAAGUGUGAGGCGAUUGGAUGGACGGAUCCUGGGGCCAAGUGCAAGUCAACGGCGAGGUCAUGGUGUGAAGACGCACAACUGCAGAGCGGAGGCCAUGUUACCCGCCCGUAACUGGUCUUUGAGCACCAGCUUAUUUUUUCCAAUUUUGGGCACCCCACUACAUGAGUUUUUUGAAAGGCGCUCAUUUACAGACAGCAUUUAUUUGUUUGAGAUGCAGCAGCAACACGUGAAGCGCUUUAAGUCCAAACUCUAUAUAUGGCCCCGAGAGGACAGACUGAAAAGACUGUGGAGGACGAAGGGAGAGAGACAAACAGCCUUGCUUAUAAGAAUUCAAAAUGAAUGUAAAAAGGUUUGAAUUUUAUCGCUUUAAGAUGAUUCUUGCAUUUUCUUUUGUUUUGCAUUGCUGUGCUUUGUUGGAAAAUCAUUUUGCCAUCUGCAAGAAAUGUCACAGAAACGUUGAUUGUUAAAAAGAGGACUGUGAUCUUUAUGUAAACCCACAGUCACGUAAUAAUGAGGUUAAUACAGUGAAUGGGCAGAAUGAGUCACAGUAUUGGCCAGGACCAACACGUCUGAGAAGGUUGAUUAGAUUGUCUGGAUAUGAAUGAUAAGGCUUGGUCUAAAUGUAGACGGCAAAAUACAUCUAGCAGAUUUGAUAAGAAAACUGUUUGUCAGGAUGUUGCCAAGUGAUCAAGUUCAGGUUGAUUUACCCAUUUAUAGAAAAUGUGACAAACUGGAAUUUGUCAGCAUUCACACGUAAGAAGGGCUGACUUUUAACUUGUGCAUUUUCUGUAUCAGUGUAGCCAUCCAGACUUAAGUUGCUGUUUAUAGCUUUUAACUUUUUAGGGAGACAUUCUGUGGGAAAUGUCCAUGUUAAUAAAUGUCCGGUGUGUAGGAUUUAGGGGGAUAUAUUGGCAGAAAUGGAAUAUGAUAUAAUAAGCAUGCUUCCUUUAGUGUAUAAUCACCUGAAAAUAAGAAUAGUUGUGGUUUCGUUACCUUAAGGCUCAUCUAUGCUCAACUUUAGACACUGAUGGAGCCUUCUGUCUGUACUCUGCAUACGUAUUUUUUCUGUAUUUUUGUAUGUUUUCUGAAAGCUUAUAAACACAGAUGAAACAGAGUAACACCAUAAAUGAGGAGAAGUGUAGCGAGUGAGGUACGACCGUAGGAGACAACGAAGAUAUUGUAAUGCAUUAUUGUUAUAAUGUCUCGUUCAUAAGUUUUCAGAGCAAAAAAGUGAGCAUACCUUAGAAAGUGCUGCCUGCCUUUGACAUGCCAAACAGUGUUGGAGAAACACUGAUUGCAAUGUAAUCUGCUUUAUUCAGUGUUUUUACCGCUUUAAAUCGCCUGGUCUGUUUAGUUCGGAGAGGAGGAGAUCUUUGGGGAUGAUGUGGCUCCUGGUAAAAACCGGCUCAACGUUGAACACUGAAGGAAUUCUAACUGGGAGAAGUUUCAGCUGGUUGGAAUCUGCAAUCCUCACCACUAGAUGCCACUAAAACCCCUAAAUCUUACACACUGCUCAUUUAAAGCAUGGUUUGUGUCUGGGGAUGAAAGUCUACAAACUUCCUUUAUGGCCCAUCUGAUGAUCUGUCUUCAAACUGUGUCCAUAUGCAGCAGAUUAAGCUCAUGAAUUCCAGUUGGUUACUAGCAAAAAUGUAAGAAUUAUGACUCAUGUUUUUGAUUCCCUCAGAUAUAAUUCAGUUUGAUUUUAGCACCAAAGCAUGAUUUAAUGGUUUGUAAAAACAUAUAGAAAUGAAACCAUAUGGAUUUAUUGUGCUCACUGUAAGAGGUCUGACAGAAAGACUGAGCGCAGCCCGCGUGAAUGUUAAUGAACUGACAGGAUGGAGGAAGCUCAUCGUGAUAUCGCACAAGCUCAGCUCGUGGGCUCACCUUGCUUUGCACAAGUCUGUAAUCUCUCCAUGCCUCCUCGGGUGUGAAAUCCUCCGUCACCUGGCUGGUUUGUGACUGUGAAACAUCUCUGUACUCUGCUGUGUGAAUACAGUUAUAAUGGUCUCUGGUGUGAAACUGAAAAAAUGAAAAAAGAAAAAAAAAAAAAAGGGGCCUGUAGUUUCCGUGGGAGGCUUUUAGCUAGAAAUCUUGACUUUAUAUUUCAUAUCAAGACUUGUUCAAAAGAUGGGCGAUAAUUUGUAAUCUAACGAAAAGUUGUGAUAAAGAUGUACGAAAAGAGUAAAUGUUUGAUCUAUACUUGUCA
This is a messenger RNA of Plectropomus leopardus (leopard coralgrouper), 4412 nucleotides long. It is a transcript of the gene coq8aa, whose product is annotated as coenzyme Q8A, genome duplicate a. Lineage: Eukaryota; Metazoa; Chordata; Actinopteri; Perciformes; Serranidae. The record is from RefSeq and is a predicted model, not a curated record. Gene Ontology annotation, biological process: ubiquinone biosynthetic process.